AUGAAGGUCACCACCGCUCUUUUACUUCUGAUCCCUUUUGCCGCCGCUGGCCCCGCAAUCAGCACUGCCGAGGGUCUCCCUGACCUCUCUACCUCCGGCGAAGACGGCUACAGCCUCUCCCACGGCGAGGCUCUCCAACUCGCUGCCAAAGUCUGUCCCGCCAAGUUCCCCCGAAAGUGCUCGAUUGUGCCGGUCGAUGCUAUCGAUAAAGGCUAG
Messenger RNA from Fusarium tjaetaba, 216 nucleotides. Its product is annotated as CTP synthase. The record is from RefSeq and is a predicted model, not a curated record. The transcript has 2 exons. Lineage: Eukaryota; Fungi; Ascomycota; Sordariomycetes; Hypocreales; Nectriaceae. The coding region runs from base 1 to 216 and encodes 71 amino acids.